CUAUCUCAAAAAAAAAAAAAAAGAAUUCCCUUAGGCCAGGCAUGCCAGUGUGCCCCUGUAGUCCUAGCAGUUUGGCAGGUGAGGCCAGAGGCCAGAGAGGAUUCCUUGAAGCCAGGAGUUCCAGGCUAUAGUGAACUGUGAUUGUGCUAUUGCUCUUUAGCCUGGGUGACAGACUAAGACUGGCUACCCCCAUCCUUCCAAAAAUGAGUUUCCCUAUGUAGAUGCUUCCUGAUUUUUCAGACUAGUCUGUUAGUUUCUGUUCAGUUUGUCAUCUUUGUGAGAAAAGAAACUCAUAAAUUUGUGUGUACUUGUAGUUACUUCAUCGGGGUCACAGUGAAGCGCACUCUGCCCUCCUUGAGAACAGUAUGUCACCUGCUCUCUUCCCUGUGCCAAGCCCAUAAGGUGCUGUUAGCAAAUAUGUUGGAGAAAUAGACUCACCUACAAGGACUUUUUUCGCCAAACCCCCGCCAGCACAGGCUGCGUCACUUUGCUGGACAGCACCUGCCAUCUGUUGCACACUUGCCAGGCGCUGUGCCGAUUUGACAUGAUGUCGCUUCAGAAAACCUUGUGGGAAGUUGUGAGACCGUUACUGUCCCCAUUUCACAGACACAAAAGUGCAUCCCUUAGACGGAUGCACUGCCUGCUACACUGUGGCCCCCACCUGCUAUUGAUGUUUGCAGCUGUGUUCAUAGACAGGUUCUUCCUUGAGCCCCCCAAUUCCCUAUCUGCUUAACUGAGGGCUUGUCCUGGUUGUAAAUGUCUGAGUGGGGGUGGGCACUGCUGCCUGCAGCUGUCAGGGCUGGGAAUCCUGAACCUUCACUGAGGGGGGUGGGCGGUGGAGAUGCCAGGUAGACACUGGCCUGGCCUCUUGGGAUUUGCUAGGCUGUAACUAAAUGGUAAUGCUUUUCCUUUCACGACAUAUUUGAGUAGUCAGAUCCCCUUCUGUUCACUUCUCCCCACCCAUGCAGCAGUGAUGGAGUCCUGGGAAGUUUCUUCUCAUACAUGUUUGACUCUCAAAUCCGGCUGCAUGUGUAAAAACAGAUGCAGAAAACCCUUUUAUGUCAGAACUCCUUUGUCUUCAGCUUACCCCCUAAAACAAAACUAGACUUUGGCCUCUCAAUCCCAGGGAAAGAAAGGAAGAUUCCAGCUGAAAUACAAAGUUAAUUCUUGACUUAAGUUUACAAGUUCCCCAAGCAGUAAUUUUGUCCCUUGGGCUGUGAUUUUUAUAAGUUGGAAUUCCAGGAUGGGUGUGAGGGCUGAUGCCUGCAAUCCUAGCACUUUGGGAGGCUGAGGCGUGAUUGAUAACUGGAGCCCAGGAGUUGGAGACCAAACCAGGCAACGUGGCAAAAUGCUGUUUUUGCAACCAAACAAAAAAAAUUAGCUGGGCGUGGUAGUUCAUGCCUGUAGUCCCAGCUACGCAGGAGGCUGAAGUAGGAGGAUAACCUGAGCCCAGGGAGAUUGAGGCUGCAGUAAGCCAUGAUCAGUUGCUCCACUGAACUCACGCCUGGGCGUCAGAGAGAGACCCUGUCUGAAAAAAAAAAAUUAGCUGCAGCUCCAAUUUGAGAAGCAAAUUUUUGCAAGGGAAGGGUUUUUAAAGAACCACCACCAUUUUCUCCACCUGAACAUAGGUGGCAGUCACUGCCUUGUCUGUAAUCACAUGAAGCUGAAUGAGAAUAUACGGGGUGUCUGGAAGACAGGACGCUGAAGCAGUACCUGUCACUGCCUGUAGGGUCCCUGCUGAACCAGAAUGGCCUUGGGGUUGCUCUUGCCAAGCUACUCCCUAAGGGGAAGGAGCUGCGCUCUGUCACCUGCUCCCAGACUGGCUGAACCCAGGACUGCUUUACGCUCCUAAAAAGUAUGGAGGACCCCAAAGAGCUUUUGUUCUAUCUAUUGAUAGUCACCAUGUUUGACAUUAAAAAAUGAGUCAUUUAAAUGCUUAAGUGCCUUCUGUUUAAAAUUGUAAACCAGCCGGCCACAGUGGCUUAUGCAUGUAAUCCCAGCACUUUGGGAGGCUCAGGUGGGAGGAUCACCUGAGGUCAGUAGUUCAAGACCAGUCUGACCAACAUAGAGAAACCCCAUCUCUACUAAAAACAAAAAUUAGCUGGGUGUCACCACGCUUGUAAUCCCAGCACUGGGAGGCUGAAGCAGGAGAAUCCCUUGAACCCAGGAGGCAGAGGUUGCAAUGAGCAGAGAUAGCGCCACUCCACUCCAGCGUGGGUGACAGAGUGCAACUCUGUCUCAAAAAAAAGAAAGUAAAACAAGAUUGUAAACCAUUAUAUAUUAACAUAAAUAACAUUCUGUGGAACCUGUUAUCAAAGACCAAAACAGUCUAAUGAGAAAGAUGUCAUUGUUUUGUUUUUGCAAAUCUCUUUGGCUUAACUGACAGCUGCUGGAUUCACAUAUGUCCUUCGGAAUUCAAACUUAGUAUCAUCAUUCAGUGUCUGGAAUGCUCUAGCAUAUACUCAGAGUGGCUGUGGAAACGGCACAGAAUGUCAGUGUUGUGCAGACUGCUUUGAUCCUGGGGGCCUCCCAGAAGGACCCCGGGACCACCCUUUGAGAACUGCUGCUCUAAGAGUUGUCAAAUAGUUGGCUCUAAACACUUGGAGAAAUCAAUUGCUUUUAGGAAGAUAAGCUGCGUCUUGGAAGUUUUUAGUGGCGCAGCCAUGUGCUUGCCACUUGGGGAAAGUGUGGAACCGGUCUGAUUUGCUGUCACCGGUAAAGCUGUUCCAGUGCACCCCUCUCUCAGAGUGCCCUGCACAGCCCUUUGCUGAGUACUUAGCAACUCUUGCUGCAGUGAAAAUCAGGGAUUGUGGGGGCGGAGGCGGGGGAGGCAAGAGUAGGCGGUGUUUGGGGCUGUGGAAUUAUACAGGUCUCUAAGGGUGUGGACCGAGGAGAACAUAAUCAGACAGUGAUUGAUGGAGGGGAAGUAGCCCCCACAGUACUGUGCAGGGGUGACCUGGCCUUUCCAUGAAGGGCUGUCCUCCUGCAGCGCACCACACCUCUCAUGGUCCCCAGGGAGCUCACAUUGCCACAUGUGGCAGGAGGUGGAAUUCUUCAUGGGGACAAGAACCUGUGCAUCAUGGUCCUCACCAAGACCCAAGUGGUAACCUGUUAUAUUAAGAGUAACGGGAAUCCUGGUGUGUAGAAUUGGGGCCACCUCUUAGUGUUUGAAACCAUAUUUUCUUUUUUUACUGAGAGACAAGAGGAGCCCAUCAAAGGUAGCAGUUUAGGAGACUUAUGUCCAACCAUUAAAUAGAGAACAAUAAACACCUCACUUCUCCUGAGUAAAUGAAUGUAUGUGACUGUUUCUGGUUCCUGGCUUCCAUUUGGAGAGCUGAGAUUUCCUGUCUGAGUUGCCCACCAAGGUCAUAAGGCUAUGAUUUGCACUAGCAGUUGGAUAGAGGGAAAUGGCAGGACUAUUGCAAGCUCACACCAGGGAGCUUGGCAGCCUGGCUAUAGCCGGGAAUGGCCAAGGCCUUAGUCCUCAGCAGGUUUUUCAGUAACAAGUUUUGUUUUUUGUCUCUGCGUACCUAUAAAACACAAAUACCUAAGAAACUUAAAACAGCAAUAGGUUGUUUCUGGAUUUUUCUAUUUUUUUGCUUGUGAGAAACUUACUGUGUUGUGGUGCCCUCGAUUCAUCACAAUAAUUAAUUAAUGAAUUAAUUUUGGAGAGACAGAGUUUCUGCUCUUGUUGCCCAGGCUGGAGUGCAGUGGCACAAUCUCAGCGUACUGCAAUCUCUGCCUCAUGGGUUUAAGUGAGUUUCUUGCCUCAGUCUCUCAAGUAGCUGGGAUUACAGGCACCACCACCACACCUGGCUAAUUUUUGUGUUUUUAGUAGAAAUGGGGUUUCACCAUGUUGGCCAGGCCUCACUGUGCCUCACGCCUGUGAUCCCAGCAUUUUGGGAGGCCAAGGCGGGCCGAUCAUGAGAUUAGGAGAUCAAAACCAUCCUGGCCAAGAUGGUGAGACUCUGUCUCUACUAAAAAUACAAAAAUGAUCUGGGUGUGGUAGCACAUGCUUGUAGUCCCAGCUGCUUGGGAGACUGAGGCAGGAAAAUUGCUUGAGCCCAGGAGGUAGAGGUUGCAGUGAGCUGAGAUCAUGCACUCCACCCUGGCGACAGAGUGGGACUUUGUCUCAAAAAAAAUAAAAAAUAAUGGCAGUGUUACUUGGUAAGCAGCAAAACUUUGAAUUUGCCAUCUGAAGGAUUUAAAUAUAAUCUAUGCAAUUGAGUUCGAUUCUCUGCAGAUACUAAAAUAAAUGAAAGUUGGGUAUCUAGUUUGCUUGUGGGCCCCAACUCUCUGUCCCUGUUUGGAGCACAGUGCUUCCUGCUGCAAGCUGGUGGGCUUCUGAGUGGGCCCUCAUGGGCUGUUGCUGGUGACUGGAGAUUAGUUACUGAGAAAUUAGUCUCCAGUUUUUGGAACUAAAAAUCUUUAGGUGGGGGCUGGGCUGCUGCUGGUGGCUGGAGAAUGGGUUGUAUUUGGGGAUGUCAUCUGAAGUUUCUAGGCAUAUUCUCCUAGUGACAUCCGUUAAUGAAAGCUGAGCUAUGAACGAGUUUUUGACUGAGUGAUCUUUUCUUCGUUUAUGGUAAAGAACUCUUAGCUAGCAUCUUCUCAGUUCCUUUCACCUGCAUAGCAGAUUGAUGAGCUAGAAGACCCUGAAUAGGCAAAAUAUUAACAAAUGUAAACUUUGGCCUACCCUGUCAGAAUUAACAAAAAUAGUGAAGUUUAAAAUAGCAAGGCUUUUUGUAGCAUUAUAAUUUCUGAAAGGCAGAUUAAAAUUGUUAGUUUUGAAUAUUGUUUCAGGGGAGUGGGAGGUUUGAAGAAACAGAAUGUUUUGCCACCAGGAGAGGUGAAAUAUGCAUUUAUGUGUUAUCUUUCUGCUCAGAAGUCAGAGCUCCUUUCCUGGAGGUGCCAUGUUAUGAAAAUAGAAACUUAAUUAUGGUCAUAUGUCAAAUUUUAAAGUGUCUUUGUUACUGAGAAAUUAGUCUCCAGUUUUUGGAACUAAAAAUCUCUAGGUGGGGGCUGGGCACCGUGACUCACACCUAUGGUGUACCAGCUACUCGGGAGGCUGAGGCACAGAAGGAUUGUUUGAACUUAAGAGGUGGAGGCUGCAGUGAGCCCUGAUCAUGCAACUGCACCCCACCCUGGAAGUGAGCACACUUGAGUUACUUACAUCAAGCAGAUUUUAGAGUAGUCAAAGUUGAGCAUAUAGAUUUGCAGUGGUUGCAGACCCAUGUGUUUAUAAUAGUUGUAGUUGGGCUUUUUAAAGUAACACGUAGCUAACCUUUUGAAAGGAUAUUUUAUUUGUUUUUUAAGAAAUUUCGCUUCUGACUGCUUACUGUUUUGAUGAGUUCAGGAUCUGAGGGAAGAUUGACAGGUGGUUCUAGAAUACUUCUGGAAGGAAGGAAAUGUUGAGUCUCUCAUGUCUGAAGCAUAGGUCUGUAUUAUUGCUCUGCACAUAUCCUAUGUACUCAGAAAACUGGUAGAAAUGGCGAGUUGCCACAGUUCUCUGUUCCAUAGAUCCGUAGGGGGUGGUCCUUGAAGCCUUUUCUGGGGCUAAGCGGUAAAAACUGUUUCUACAGUAAUAAUAAUCUAAUAGUACAGGCCUUUUCUGUUGAGUUUGACAUUUGUGCCAGUGGCACAGGGUAGAUUGGAGCCGCCCCCGCACACCUCCCAGCACCAUGCAUGAGCACUGACUGUUUAGAAAUGCUGAUUUUUCCCAAAGAAUGUCCCUGGUGACACAGUAAGUAUUAAUUUUAUUUAUUCUCAACCCCCAAACAUACAUCUUUACUAUCCCUGUGAUUAAAUGUCAAGUUACAUAUAAAAAGCUUCUGCUGGCCAGGCAUGGUGGAUCACGAGGUCAAGAGAUCGAGACCAUCCUGGUCAACAAGGUGAAACCCCAUCUCUACUAAAAAUACAAAAAUUAGCUGGACAUGGUGGCACAUGCCUGUAGUCCAAGCUACUUGGGAGGCUGAGGCAGGAGAAUUGCUUGAACCCAGGAGGCGGAGGUUGCGGUGAGCCAAGAUCGUGCCAUUGUACUCCAGCCUGGGUAACAAGAGCGAAACUCUGUCAAAAAAAAAAAAAAGAAAGCUUCUGCUGUGUCCGCUUGUGGGUGCUGUCUCCACGUACAGCCCUAGGGGUUUGAGCUGGGAGCUGAGUGGUCUCCAGGAACGCUCACUGUCCCUGACAGAACAACAGACGGAAGACAGUUUUCAGACUCACCAUGUGGCAGGCAUUUGGUCCAAAGUGAAUGAUAUCUCUGAGAAGGAACAGUAUUUGUUGCUAAGGAUAAAAUUUGAGCUUUGGGGUGAAAAUUGGAAUUUUGGAAAACUUGUAUCAGUGAGCCUUGAUUGUGCCACUGCACUCCAGCCUGAGUAGCAGAAAAAAACAAUGUGUUUGUUUGAUGCUGUCUGAUGAGAUGUGUGGACAUUGAGAAUCUCUGUCUCAAACUUGGACUCAUGUCAUUCAGGUGACCAGCAUGCACACAGGUUCAGAGUGCAGCACAGCAGUCGGUUUUAAUGGAAGAAAGUGAGAAAUGCAUUGACAAAGGCUUCAAAUUCUGUUUUCAGCUAACUUUUAUGAAAACUGCUGCUUGGCGAGAAUAGGUGUUGUGAGCAUCCACAGUUAUGUGAAGAUGGUUACAGUAUUCCCAUUUUUAAUGACCUGUCUGUGUGAGGCAGGAUUUUUACGAUAUGUUUUAGCUGAAACACUCUGGGAGCAGGUUGAAUGCAGAAGGAGACAUGAAUGGAGCUGUCUUCUAUGUUAAGCUAGAGAUUUGCAGAAAUGUACAGCAGGGCCACUCUUUGUGUUCAUUUUUGUUUGUUUUAGAAGUAACUUUUUUUCAUUAAAGAUACUAUUAAUGUAUUAAUUUAUUUUUUUGUAUUAAUUUAUUUUUAAUACACAUUUAGAAUUUGAAAAUAGCAAAAUAUUCCACAUAAACAGAAGCUCUGGUUUUCUCAACUUGAGAGUAAGGGCGUCUUGAGAUCUAAAGGUUAGAGAGCAGCUGUUGAAGAAUUUGGAAGUGUGUGUGUCCCGGGCUCGAAUCGUUGAUUGCUCUUCAGCGCCUUCUAAUUAAUAGGAAGUGAAGCAGUCUUCGGCUGAGAAAAAGAAGAUAAUAUUAAAUUCACUGCAUUCUGUUUUCACCCAGUUUCAAGGAUACCUGCAUUUUUCCCUCUGGGGAAAGGUUGUGACUGAUACAAUGUGGUUGCAUUUUCAUGAGCGCGUUCCCCCUGCCGUGCUGUGCCGUAUGCAGAGUUACACCCUAAUUCCACACACAAAAAAGUUGUGUAGAAACUUAAAACAGUUUUUUUGCUUGGGCCUUGAUAUGUAUGUUUUUAUUUUACAAGCUAACUAAAAUGUUGUAGUACAUUUUCUGUGUUGAAGACAUCGUAAAGUCAGUUUUGUAAAUAUACAGUGCUCUGAUCUUUCUGAAGGUGCGUCCUUCAUUGUAUUCUGCUUAACAGAAAUAACUUCAUUUUUCUGAUUACUCAGAAUUCAAGUAGCAUGAUUACUUUGCAGAUGAACAUAAAUUGAAUUUUUGAAAAUCGGUUUUCAUUCCUAAGAACAUUUUAAUUUCUUCAUUUUAUAAAUGUUCGGUGUUGCUGGGCAUAGUGGCUCGUGCCUGUAAUCUCGGCAACUCUGGAGGGUAAGUCAGGAGGAUUGCUUGAAGCUGAGAGUUCAAGACCAGCCUAGACAACAUAGCAAGGCCCUGUCUCUAAAAGAAAUGUUUUAAAAAAUUAGCUGUGCAUCGUGGCACAUAUCUGCAGUUGCAGUUGCUCAUAAGGCUGAGUCAGGAGGAUCACUUGAGCCCAGGAGUUUGAGAUGUAGUGAGCCAUGAUUGGACCAUUGCAUUCCAGCCUGGGCAACAAAGCAAGACACCAACUCUUUGCAAAGGAAAAUAAAUUAAAUGCUCGGUGUUGUGAAAUAUCAAAGUUUAUUUCCAGUGUUUUCUGAGCAGUAGUUUUUGAACUCUUGAAGUAGUCAUUUUGAGGCGAGGUUUACCACGUUGAAGAGAUAGUGACUGUGAAGAUGCCAUUUGGCUUAUCAGAGGGAAUGCUGAAGUCUGAGUGAUCACUAUCUUAUUUUUAUUUCUUGCAGAGAUAGGGUCUCACCAUGUUGCCUGGGCUUAUCCUCCCAAGCAGCUGGGAUCACAGAUGCAAAGCACUGCGCCCAGCUUCCACUGUCCCUUUAAAAGGAGGGGAGUUGGAAUGCCUGUCCCUUUGUUCUGGAGUUGCCAGGGAAACCACAGAGGGAAGGCAGUCUUGAGGCUGAGGACUAGGUGAGAGCAGGAGCUCAGCUUGGGAAAGUGGGCUUUGGGGCAAAGGACCUAGCUAGAAACCAGACCUUUGAGUGUUCUGAUGUGACUACUUGAAAGAGGAUAUGGAAGUGUUUUUUAAAUACGGUAAACUGUGUCCUGUUGAUUUUAGAGCUUUCUCCAUGGGAGCAGCCUCUAGGUAAUCUGAAUUGUUGAAAAUACGAAGCCUGUUACUUGUGAACAGUGGCUGACGACUGGUGUUGUGAGCCUGGCUGUCUACUUGGACCAGGAGGUUUCAUCUGCCAGGGUUUUUUUCUUGUAUUUAGGAUUUCAGGGAAGUGUCAAGCUUUCAGUGUUAGAAAAGGUAUGGAUGACAAAGGUGACCCGAGCAAUGAGGAGGCCCCUAAGGCCAUUAAGCCCACUAGCAAGGAGUUCAGGAAAACAUGGGGCUUUCGAAGGACCACUAUUGCCAAGCGAGAGGGAGCAGGGGACGUGGAGGCUGACCCACUGGAGCUGCCACCCCCGCAGCAGCAGCUGGGCCUGUCCCUGCGCCGCAGUGGGAGGCAGCCGAAGCGCACCGAGCGUGUGGAGCAGUUCCUGACGAUUGCGCGGCGCCGCGGCAGGAGGAGCACACCUGUCUCCCUGGAGGAUUCUGGUGAGCCCACGUCCUGCCCUGCCACAGAUGCUGAAACUGCCUCUGAGGGCAGCGUGGAAAGUGCUUCUGAGAGCAGAAGCGGCUCCCAGUCAGCUUCCACAGCUGUGACAGACAAGGCCUCUUCCGAAAAGGCGAAAGGAGGGGAUGACACCUCUGAUAGUGACAGUGAUGGCCUGACCUUGAAAGAACUUCAGAAUCGCCUUCGCAGGAAGCGGGAACAGGAGCCCACCGAGAGACCCCUGAAAGGGAUCCAGAGUCGCCUGCGGAAGAAGCGCCGGGAAGAGGGCCCUGCUGCGACUGUGGGCUCUGAGGCCAGUGAUGCUGUAGAGGGCGUCCUGCCCAGUAAGCAGGAGCCCGAGAAUGAUGAGGGGGUUGCGUCCCAGGCUGGGAAAGUCGACAGAGAGACUAAGUUGGAGGGAAAGGCGGCUCAGGGCAUCAAAGAUGAGGAGCCUGCAGACACGGGCAGACCAAAGCCUGAAUGUGAGGGCUAUGACCCCAACGCCCUGUAUUGCAUUUGCCGCCAGCCUCACAACAACAGAUUUAUGAUUUGCUGUGACCGAUGUGAAGAAUGGUUUCAUGGCGAUUGUGUAGGCAUUUCUGAGACUCGAGGGAGGCUUUUGGAAAGGAAUGGGGAAGACUACAUCUGCCCAAAUUGCACCAUUCUGCAAGUACAGGAUGAGACAAAUUCAGAAACCACAGACCAGCAGGAAACCAAAUUCAGACCUGGAGAUGCUGAUGGCACAGACUGUACAAGUAUAGGAACAAUCGAGCAAAAGUGUAGCGAAGACCAGGGGAUAAAGGGUAGAAUUGAGAAAGCUGCAAAUCCGAGCGGCAAGAAGAAACUCAAGAUCUUCCAGCCUGUGAUAGAGGCACCUGGUGCCUCGAAAUGUAUCGGCCCCGGGUGCUGUCACGUGGCGCAGCCAGACUCUGUGUACUGCAGUAAUGACUGUAUCCUCAAACACGCCGCGGCCACAAUGAAGUUCCUUAGCUCAGGUAAAGAUCAGAAGCCGAAACCUAAAGAAAAGAUGAAGAUGAAGGCAGAAAAGCCCAGUCUCCCGAAAUGUAUCGUUCAGGCAGGCAUUAAAAUCUCUUCUGUGCACAAGAGACCAGCUCCAGAAAAAAAAGAGACCACCGUGAAGAAGGCAAUGGUGGCCCCUGCUCGGAGCGAAGCACUCGGGAAAGAAGCGGCUUGUGAAAGCAGCACACCGUCGUGGGCGAGCGAUCACAAUUACAAUGCAGUCAAGCCAGAAAAGACUGCUGCUCCCUCGCCAUCACUGUUGUAUAAAUCGCCUAUGUUCUCCUUUAUAGCCACCAAGGAAGACAGGAGGUCCGAGGAGAGAGCGGCAGCCACAGCAACCUCCAAGAAAACAGCCCCUCCGGGCUCCGCGCCGGGCAAGCAGCCUGCGCCUAGAAAUCCCGUGCCAAAGAAGCCUUCUUUUGCUAAUGUGGCAGCGGCCAAACCAGCCAUUAAAAAGUCACCCUCAGGCUUCAAAGGCACCAUCCCCAAGAGGUCAUGGCUGUCAACUGCCCCAUCAAGUGGUGUUUCCGCUGCCAGGCAGGCAGGACCGGCACCUGCAGUGGCGACGGCAGCCUCCAAAAAGUUCCCCGGCUCUGCUGCUCCAGUGGGAGCCGCAAGGAAGCUGGUGGCACCUUCUGUUCCCACCGCCUCGCCAGCCCCAGGACGCCUUGGGGCCAUCGGCGCUGCACCGUCGCAGCCAAAUUCACAAAUUCGGCAGAAUAUCAGACGCUCCUUAAAAGAGAUUUUGUGGAAAAGAGUCAAUGACAGCGAUGACUUAAUCAUGACAGAAAACGAAGUAGGGAAAAUUGCUCUCCAUAUCGAGAAGGAGAUGUUCAACCUGUUUCAUGUCACGGACAGUCGCUACAAGAGUAAAUACCGAAGCAUCAUGUUCAACUUGAAGGACCCUAAAAACCAGGGACUUUUCCAUCGUGUUCUGCGGGAGGAAAUCUCUUUGGCGAAACUUGUGAGAAUGAAGCCUGAAGAGCUUGUAUCUAAAGAGCUUUCCACGUGGAAAGAGAAGCCAACGAGAUCUGUGAUGGAGCCCAGGACUAAAGUGCACAGUGAAAGUAAGAAGGCGGCCGCCAGGCAGGAGGUCAUCCCUGACAUGGAGGACUCUCCGCCAGUGUCGGAUUCUGAGGAACAGCAGGAGUCAGCACGUGCUGUCCCUGAGAAGAGCGCAGUGCCCCUCCUCGAUGUCUUCAGCAGCAUGUUGAAAGACACCACCAGUCAGCACCGUGCACACCUCUUCGAUCUCAACUGCAAAAUCUGUACAGGCCAGGUUUCCUCCGCAGAAGAUGAGCCAGCUACAAAAAAACCAAAAUUGUCAGCUCCUGUUAAGAAAGAAGACUUAAAACCCAAGCAUGAGAGCUCUGCACCUGACCCUGCUCCUGAUUCAGCUGAUGAGGUGAUACCCGAGGUGCUGCCUGAAGUUGCCCCUGAGCCAGGCCUGGAAAGUGCUUCUCAUCCAAACGUGGACAGAACCUAUUUCCCUGGGCCUCCAGCAGAUAGCCAUCCUGAGCCCUCCCCACCGGAAGACCUGUCCCCCUGCCCAGCCUUCUGUGGGAGCGGGGUGGUCACCACUGUCACAGUGUCCGGCCGGGAUCCCAGGACUGCUCCAAGUAGUUCCUGCACAACCGUGACCUCUGCAGCAAGCCGCCCAGACAGCACCCACGUGGUGGAAAGCAGACAAGAUGUGGCGAAGCCUGCCUUGGCCUCCGUGAUGCUGCCCAAGUCCAUACUGGCUAAGCCGUCUCCAUCCCCUGACCCAAGGUACUUGUCAGUUCCUCCAUCACCAAAUACCAGCGCAUCAGAAUCACGGUCCCCUCCAGAGGGAGACACGACCCUCUUUUUGUCUCGACUCAGCACCAUCUGGAAAGGAUUUAUUAACAUGCAGAGUGUGGCAAAAUUUGUCACUAAGGCGUAUCCCGUCUCUGGGUGUUUUGACUACCUCAGUGAGGAUUUGCCUGACACAAUUCACAUUGGUGGGAGGAUCGCACCGAAGACAGUUUGGGAUUAUGUUGGCAAGCUCAAGUCUUCUGUGUCUAAGGAGCUCUGUCUGAUUCGCUUCCACCCCGCGACAGAGGAAGAGGAAGUCGCCUAUAUCUCUCUCUACUCCUAUUUUAGCAGCCGUGGCCGCUUUGGCGUUGUAGCUAAUAACAACAGGCACGUCAAGGACCUCUAUCUGAUCCCGCUGAGCGCCCAGGACCCUGUUCCAUCCAAACUCUUGCCCUUUGAGGGACCAGGUCUUGAGUCACCACGUCCGAAUAUAAUUCUUGGGUUAGUAAUCUGCCAGAAGAUAAAAUGCCCUACAGGCACUGGAGAGUUAGACAAGAUGGAGGAAAAGCGGACCCGACUUCAGCAAGAAGAAGCGGACGUUCCGGCCUAUCCGAAAGCAACCGUGGCCCCGCAGUCAGACAGAAAGCCCUCCAAGUAUCCGCUGUACGCUGCAGACGUGGCUGUCAGCACCACACCCCCCGGAUCACCUCCGCCGCCGCCCCCACUUCCAGAACCUCCGGUGCUAAAAGUGCUGUCAUCCCUCAAGCCUGCAGCCACCAGCCCAGCCACAGCCGUCACGACAUCAGCAGCAGCUACCACGGCAGCUUCCUCCGCCAAUUCGUCUGCUUCAAAAACAGCAUCUCCACUGGAGCACAUCCUGCAGACUCUCUUUGGAAAAAAGAAGUCAUUUGACCCCUCUGCCAGAGAGCCUGCUGGGUCCACUGCAGGCCUCCACCAGGACCCCAAAACCACAGCAGAGGAUGGGGUGCCCGCGCCUCCCCUGUUAGAUCCGAUCGUCCAGCAGUUCGGUCAGUUCUCAAAAGAUAAGGCUCCAGAGGAAGAGGAGGACGACAGGCCCUACGACCCUGAGGAGGAGUACGACCCGGAGAGAGCCUUUGACACUCAGCCUGUGGAGCGAGGGCGGCGCCCCGAGGUGGAGAGGGCUCCUGAAGCCACUGCAGCCGAGCGGGAAGAGGUGGCCUACGACCCUGAGGAUGAGACCAUCUUAGAAGAAGCGAAAGUGACUGUCGAUGACUUGCCCAACAGGAUGUGUGCGGACGUGAGAAGGAACUCUACGGAGAGGCCUGCUGAGCAGGUGGCCGGGGCUGCCACGCCCUCCUUGGUGGAGCAACAGAAGAUGCUAGAAGAGCUGAACAAACAGAUUGAGGAGCAGAAGAGACAGCUGGAGGAGCAGGAAGAAGCUCUGAGACAGCAGAGGGCCGCUGUCGGGGUCUCCAUGGCCCACUUCUCGGUGUCGGACGCCUUGAUGUCACCACCACCAAAGUCGUCCUUGCCCAAGGCGGAGCUGUUCCAGCAAGAGCAGCAGCCCGCAGACAAGCCCGCCUCGCUGCCCGCUGCCAACCAGGCGGCGAACCAGAGAGAUCCCCGGCAGGCAAGGCGCCUGGCCACCGAGAGUGGUGAGGGGGAGGGGGACCCUCUCUCCAGGCUCUCGGCAUGGGGCGCCCAGGGCACCCUGCCCACGAGAGAUGCUUCCAGGGGCACCGUUGUGGGCCAGACACUCACGCCGGUCCCAGAGGAAAAGGAGCUGGCCUCUUCCCCCUGGGCUUCGGGCGAAAAGCUCCCAGCAGGGCCUGAGCAGGACAGCUGGAAGGCAGAGCCUGGGGAAGGUGCCCGCCCUGUCAUGGCUGGAGACGGCUCUGCCCGGCCUGCCCGGAGGGUCCUGCUACCCACACCGCCCUGCGGCGCCCUGCAGCCUGGCUUCCCCUUGCAGCAUGAUGGUGAGAGGGACCCUUUCUCCAGCCCGGGAUUCGUGGCACAGGACAAGGCUCUCGGCUCCACCCAGUAUGAGGACCCAAGAAAUCUCCAUUCUGCUGGAAGGAGCAGUAGCCCUGCAGGUGAAGCAGAGGGGGAUAGAGAGCCACAGGCCAGACCAGGCGAGGGCACCACCCCGCUCCCCCUGCCAGGACAGAAUGUGGGGUGCUCUCAGCCCCAGUUUCAGGGUCAGCGUGAACCUGGACCUCACGCUUUGGGGAUGUCAGGGCUUCAUGGCCCCAAUUUCCCAGGACCAAGGGGGCCAGCCCCUCCAUUUCCAGAAGAGAACAUUGCUUCUAACGAUGGGCCACGAGGGCCUCCGCCAGCCAGAUUUGGAGCCCAGAAGGGACCCAUCCCUUCCUUAUUCUUGGGGCAACACGGGCCACCUCCUUACGGGGACGGCAGAGGCCCCUCACCCUCUUACAUUGGUGGACCACGGGGAGUGGCACCAUCCCAGUUUGAAGAACGCAAGGAUCCCCACGGGGAGAAGAGGGAGUUCCAGGACACCCCGUAUAACGAGGUGACUGGAACCCCCGCCCAGUUUGAAGGGACAGAGCAAGCCCCGUUCCUGGGGAGCAGAGGUGGCCCGCCUUUCCAGUUUGGAGGCCAGAGAAGGCCGCUGCUGUCUCAGCUGAAAGGGCCCCGGGGCGGCCCCCCUCCCUCUCAGUUUGGAGGUCAGAGAGGACCACCCCCUGGCCAUUUUGUGGGCCCAAGAGGGCCGCAUCCUAGUCAGUUUGAAACUGCCCGGGGCCCUCAUCCCAGCCAGUUUGAAGGACCCAGAGGCCAAGCGCCCAACUUGAUGCCAGGCCCCAGGGGCAUCCAGCCUCAGCAGUUUGAAGAUCAGAGGGUCCAUUCCCCACCAAGAUUCACAAACCAGAGGGCGCCGGCACCUAUGCAGUUUGGUGGACCACGGGGGUCUGCACCCUUUCCUGAGAAGAACGAGCAGACCCCUUCGCGAUUUCACUUCCCGGGCCAGGCCCCGCAGGUGCAGGUGAUGAAGCCGGGGCCCAGGCCCCUGCUGGAGCUUCCCAGUCACCCCCCGCAGCACCGUAAGGACCGGUGGGAGGAGGCCGGUGCGCCCCCCGCCCUCUCUUCCAGUGCGCCCGGACAGGGCCCCGAGGCCGACGGACAGUGGGCACCGCCCGACUUCCGAGAAGGCAAAGGCCACGAGUACAGAAACCAGACUUUUGAAGGGAGACAGAGAGAGCGAUUUGACACAGGGCCCAAAGAGAAGCCGCUGGAGGACCUCGACGGCCAGGGCCGGGCCGGCGAGGACAGGCGGAGAGAGCGCGAGCGCAGCCGAAACUGGAGCCGAGAGCGGGACUGGGACCGGGCCCGGGACUGGGACAGACACCGGGACAAAGACUCCGGUCGGGACUGGGACAGAAACAGGGAGCGGAGCGCCAACCGCGACCGAGAGCGCGAGGCCGACCGGGGAAAGGAGUGGGACCGCAGCCGGGAGCGCAGCAGGAACCGAGAGCGCGAGCGCGAACGGAGGCGCGACCGGGACCGGUCCCGGAGCCGAGAGCGAGAGCGGGACCGAGACAGAGACCGGGCUCGGGACCGGGAGCGCGGCCGAGAUCGCAAGGACCGGAGCAAGAGCAAGGAGAGCGCGCGGGACGCGAAGCCCGAGGCCUCGAGGGCCUCGGACGCGGGCACAGCCUCGCAGACCUAGAGGCUAUGAGACCGGCCAGACCCUUUUUAAAACCAGUCUCAUAAAAUGCGUUGAACAAAUAGCUUUUGAAAUAGCCACGAUCUUAGAUUCAGGAUAGAAUACCCUGGACUUGAAAAUUACUGUAAUUUUGUGUAAAUGGUUUCUUACAAGAUUUCACAUCUUUACAAUUCUGAUGCUUUUAAAAAAAAAAAAACAAAACAAACAAAAAAAAAACUUUGAUAUUUCCAUUCAAAAUUAAAGAAAUGGGAAAUUGUCUACAAAAGCAUAUUGCUUUUUCAGAUCAGAGGUGAUCUUUUCCAGUAACUUAACUACUGUAAAUUUUAGGGGGAUUUCACUGGACCCUAGAGCCAUACCUUUACAACACCUUAUCUGUCUGUUUCCAAAAGCCGUUUUACAGGUCUUUAGCCUCUGUCCCGGCAUCCGGUUUGGGUGGGAGCUGCAGGCGUCAGGAGACGUUACUUGCCUGUAUCUGGAGCGUUGAGAAACACAAACCUUACAAAUGCAUCUUUCUUUUGUCAUAAAAUUUGAAUUACAAUUUUCAACUGGGAAACGAAAACACAUUUCUUAGUGUGCUCAGCUUUUAUAUAUCACCUUAUCCAUUUUUCAAAACAUGAUUUAAAGCGACAUCUGUCCUGGUAUAAAUUGUUGCAUUUUAAAUAACAAUUUAUUGAAAAAUGUUUAAGUUUUACCAGCCUAAAAAAAAAGGUAACAAACCAAUUAAAUGUACUUUGGGGGCGGGGAGGAGUCCUUGAUUUGAAUAAUCAGGAACGUUUUGUGCAUCCAGUUUCACCUGAGCAGUUCUUCCUGUAUCCUGGGAAAAGUACACUCAGCUCCAAACUGGUUAUUUAUCAGACGAUACAUUUAAAAUUUGUCCAUGAAAGCGGAACAAUACUUCUAUAAAGUCUGAUGGGAAAUAGUGAUUAUUAGUUCAAGAACUGCCAAUGAGAUAGGAAGCUGUUCAUUGUGAAACAGUCUCUUGCUUGUCAAGUAUUUUUCGAGUACUUCUGAAGUGUGAAGUAGAAAACAUCUGGCUAACUUAUUUGUACAAAUACACUUUGAUAGUUUUUAUAUUUUCAUAAACUUCCUUUUACAGAUAUGAAAUUAAAGAACCUCACUGUGCUUUGGAGUCUGUUAUUCCAUUGUACGUCACUACAGAUUUUUCACUAUAGUGCAGAUUUUUUAAGUUAAGAAAACAUGGAGAAUGUAUCAGCUUGAGAUGUUUGGUGUUAAAAGCCAAGUGUCCGUAGGUUAAAUUAUAUUAAAGUAGAUGUCAGGUUCCAACAUCUAGCAUGAUGUGAAGGGGUUUUUUUUGUUUGUUUAACAUAUGAAGCAAAUUUUUCUAAUUUAAACACACAAAUGUAAAAAUCAAGUGUUUCUUUAGGUUUACUCGAUAGAGAUUUCUGUAAAUUGUAUUUUAUAUUGCAGAGGCUGAUAUCACUGUACAUGAGAACAUGCAGCUUCACAGGUUUUGUUACUUGCAGUAGAAUAAACAGCCACAGGAA
Callithrix jacchus (white-tufted-ear marmoset) is the source of this 16869-nucleotide messenger RNA. The record is from RefSeq and is a predicted model, not a curated record. NCBI's taxonomy places the organism in Eukaryota, Metazoa, Chordata, Mammalia, Primates, Cebidae.